AGUCAGCUCGAGAAGGCUGGCGGAGAGGCCGUACCGAGCUGCGCGAAGCGGGCGAGCUUCCCUGUGAUUGAGUGAGAGCUCCCGGGAACCCGAGGCUGCUGGAGGCCGGUACAGCAUGGAGUGCGCCCUGGACGCGCAGAGCCUGAUCAGCCUGUCCCUGAGGAAGAUCCACAGCUCCCGCACCCAGCGAGGGGGCAUCAAGCUGCAUAAGAACCUGCUGGUGUCCUACGUGCUGCGCAACGCCCGGCAACUGUACCUGAGCGAGCGCUACGCCGAGCUGUACCGCCGGCAGCCCUUCCCGCAGCAGCCCAUGGACUGCGUCUCGGCCAUGGAGGAGAUCCCGGAGCUCAGCCCCCUGCAGAUACCGGAGGAAGGCGAGGACGAAAUGCACCAUCAGCUGCCCAGAAUCCAGAGCGGAGCCGACUUACUGGAGCCCGUCUGCUCCCCAGCCCUGCUCGUCCACCCGCAGGAGCCCCUGGAGCUGCCCCCCUGCGCGCACACCCCGCACCCGGCCAAGGACUCCUCCGCUGCCGGCUUCUACCCCAGGAGCUGCUGCUCGGUAGAGCCGGGAGCCGGGCUGAGCCACUGCACUCAGACCACCGUGCUGGACCUGGACACUCACGUGGUGACCACGGUAGAGAACGGCUACCUGCACCAGGACUGCUGCGCCUCUCAGUGCCUGUGCCAGGGCGCACAGUGCCCGGCUGCUCCCAACCAGCUCCCCGCUGCCCCCAAGCGCAGAUACCCCCAGGUGGGGUACACUUACGCUGGGCAGGGGGAGGAGGAGGACUUGGAGCCCCACUUUGUGCCCUGUAAGAGGGGCAGGUAUGAAGACUUUUGCCCACAGAUGGGACCCCCUGAGCACAGUGACUCUUCCAACAUCUCCAACCUGAUCUCCAUCUUCGGCUCUGGCUUCUCGGGGCUGAUGAGCAGGCAAGCCGAGUCAGAGCAGACUCUAAACGGACACUUAUGUGGCAAGCAGGCGCUGGCCAGCCUGGGAGCCUGGACUAGGGCAAUAGUGGCUUUCUAGCGCUAAGGGGGCAGUUUCUGGGGUGGGCAAAUGUCAGUGGACAGUGUGGGGGUUACUGCAAGGUGGGAGGUGGGGUGGUGUCUGGAGAUGGACACUGAAUUCAGGACUUGAAAAAUAAUCAAAAAAGGUUUUAUAAAAAAAACUGUACAGAAUUCUACAGAUCCUGGACUUUAUUUUUGAAAUGAAAGAAAGCACCUAUUUAACUGAGUUUUUUUAAAUUUUAAUUUCUAAAGGCAAAUCUGUCACACAAGGCAAAGGCUGAUGAGACUUAGGGGUAGGAGGCAAAUUCCAUGGGUGGGCUACUUUUGUAUGUGGGGUAUCUUCUCUGUGCCAUUGUGGUGGCUGGGGGUUGGAAGAUCUGGAGACCCACCUCAAUCCCAUCCUUACCUUCUGGGGGAGAAGGUGAUGUGACCAUCUCCAGUGAGGUGGGGGUAACUAAGUUGGUGGGGCUUUAACCUAUUACCUGCUGGAUGGACUCCAGCAUAGUGGGUUAAAUCCAAGAACACAUGGAUCAUACCCCUUGUAUGCCUCAAUCUUCUCCAGCCUUCAGACAUUCUUGAAGGUAUCUACUGGUGGAGGCUGAGCAUAGCAAAGAGGGGUUUUAAUACAGACAAGCCCCUAAAAGUAUA
Molecule: messenger RNA, 1659 nt
Organism: Spea bombifrons (plains spadefoot toad)
Lineage: Eukaryota; Metazoa; Chordata; Amphibia; Anura; Pelobatidae
Gene: IER5L
Product: immediate early response 5 like
Exons: 1
Coding region: 116-1030 (304 amino acids)
Source: RefSeq, a predicted model, not a curated record